CUCUUCUCUCAAACACCGUUGAACACAUCAAUCUCACAAAUCUCUCUCUCUCUCACCCUAAAAAAAACCAAAUCAAUAAUUUUUAAUUUUUAAUAAUAAUUAUUAUCAUCAUCAUCCUCCAGAUCAAAAUCAAGUGCCGAAUCUCAAUGUCUUGAACCGCGUUAUCAAGCUAUGGCUAACAAAAACGGAGAAACUUCUUCACAGUCCCCUCAGGUGCAGCCACCACCACAGCAACAACAACCACAGCACCAGCAGCAGCAGCAGCAGAAUGCUAAUGAACAAGAGUUGGAGCAACAUGGCGACACCUGUAGUAUUCCUCCCGCGCAGACUGGAAACGCAGACGCGCGUUCUCGUGGUGGCAACACGGUAUUCAAGAGUGGACCGCUAUCUAUAUCAUCAAAAGGGCUUGGGUGGACAUCUUGGAAGAAAAGAUGGUUUAUUUUGACGCGCACUUCACUGGUUUUCUUUCGAAGUGACCCGAGCGCAGUCCAACAGAGGGGCAGUGAGGUCAAUUUAACCCUUGGGGGAAUUGAUCUCAACAAUUCAGGCAGUGUGGUUGUUAAGGCAGAUAAAAAGCUGUUGACUGUUCUCUUCCCCGAUGGUCGUGAUGGACGCGCCUUUACACUCAAGGCUGACACUAUGGAGGAUCUAUACGAGUGGAAAACUGCUCUAGAAAGCGCUUUGACACAAGCACCUAGUGCUUCUCAUGUUAUGGGGCAAAAUGGUAUCUUCAGGAAUGAUCAUGCAGAAGCCCCUGUUGGCGUUGAUGAACAACAGAAAGAUGAGACGCCUCCAAAAUCAUCCGUCAUUGGAAGACCAGUUUUACUUGCUCUAGAAGAUGUUGAUGGAGCUCCAUCUUUCUUGGAAAAGGCCCUUAGAUUUGUUGAAGAUCAUGGUGUCAGGAUAGAAGGAAUUUUGAGACAAGCUGCUGAUGUUGAUGAUGUUGAACAUCGGAUUCGUGAAUAUGAGCAAGGGAGAAAUGAGUUCACUCCCACGGAGGAUGCUCAUGUUAUUGCUGAUUGUCUUAAGUAUUUUCUCAGAGAGUUGCCUUCCUCUCCGGUGCCUGCAUCUUGUUGCAACGCCCUUCUGGAAGCUUGCCGUACUGACCGUGGCAAUAGAGUCAAUGCUAUGCGGGAAGCAAUUUGUGAAUCAUUCCCUGAACCAAAUCGGCGCCUUUUGCAAAGAAUCCUGAUGAUGAUGCAGAUUGUGGCCUCCAACAAAAAUGUGAACCGGAUGAACACGAACGCUGUUGCAGCUUGUAUGGCACCAUUACUUCUUCGACCUCUUCUGGCUGGCGACUGUGAAAUUGAAAAUGACUUUGAUGUCGGCGGUGAUGGUUCUAUGCAACUUCUGCAAGCAGCUGCUGCAGCAAAUCAUGCCCAGGCUAUAGUGAUAACAUUGUUAGAAGAAUAUGAAAGCAUAUUCGGAAUAAAUGAUAAUUUAAGCUCUGAAUCCAAAACCCCAAAAGGAAGUACGGAGCCCCAAGUUAUUAAGAAGCUUUUAUCUGGCUCUAAACGAUCUUCUCUACCACGGCAUAAUGAUGCCAAAAAAGAUGAGAAUAUCCGAGUUAAAGGUUUUGAUAAUACAGAGGUAAAGCCUGUUGUAGAAGUCUUAACAUCUGAGGAUAAGAGCUCAUCGACAUCAGAUGUGGCAUCACCCAGUUUAAAACCGGAGACAUUAACCAGUCCACCAGGAGGAAGUAAAAGGCACUGGGGCCGUACCUCUGGGAAGAGAAACCUUUCCAUGGAGUCUAUUGAUUUCGCAGCGGAAGUGGUCGAGGACGAUGCUGACAUUGAAAGACUUGAGUCAACCAAAUUGGAGCUGCAAGACAGAAUUUCAGAAGAGGUUAAAAACAAUGCAGUUCUACAGACUAGUUUGGAGCGACGGAAGAAGGCUUUGUACGUGCGGCGCCAAGCUCUAGAGAAAGAUGUGGAAAGACUACAAGAACAAUUGCAGCAAGAGAGAGACAGGAAGUUAGCUUUGGAAGCAGGACUGAACAUGUCAAAAGGGAAUCAACCUAUUCCGGAAAUAACCGAUGAAAAGUUGAAGAAAGAUCUGCAAGACGUAGCUCAGGCGGAGGUUGAUAUUGCCAACUUGGAACAUAAGGUUGAUGAUCUUGAAAACAGACUUGGUCAUCAGGACGUAAAAGCCUCUGGUUCAACGCAUGGUUCCAGCAAAGAAUCUCGAAAAACUCCAGAGCACAAUGCAAAGAUGAAGGAGAAACAAAAGGAUACCGAAACAGGCUCUUCGCUCAAGAUCCGUAACGUUUUGCAGGAUGGACAAGGAGGUGCAAGAGAAAAUGAGAUAGAGAAGCAACAAGAUCAACGGAGCAAAAGCUCGCAACAAGAAAUGCCACGAGGCAGCUCAAAGCUUGCGGGCAUGUCUAAGAGGUCUGGCUCAAAGGGAGAGGGAACGACAACAACUUCUGCACUUUCCAAAUUGACAAUGCGACUCAACUUCCUGAAGGAGAGACGUAGUCAGAUCGCGAACGAGCUCUUAAACAUGGACAAAGGAAGAAGCUCAGGGCAAGCCAGUCCAUCCUCGGGGCAAAACCAAAGUUUGCAAGAAACGGAAAAAGGAACAGGGUCGAACCAGGAUUCGGACAGCAGCAAACACCAGAGCCCACAUGUUCUUGACAGAGGAAGAUCCGAGAACGGAGGAGACAGAGGAGACAGAGGCAGAGGAUCUGGAGGAAACAAUCCCAACACUACAUCGAGGACCUUCUCCAGAUGAUCUCUCUUUAUUAUAGAGCUGCUUAAUAACCACCCACUUCCCCAGAUGUACAGCCACCAUUUAACUCCAGGUCCAUUUAUAAUGCUUAUUCUUCGCCUCAACAACAAAUAACAGAUUCAUUCUUUUUAGUCUCUCUAUUUAUCACUCUCUCUCUGAUCUUGCUUCAAAGACCAAAUAUACUACACUACUUUUGUUGUGUUUGUGUUUUUGCUCUGUUAUUUUGGUAGAGACCAUCACAUCAGUAUAGGAACAAAAAUUGAUUUGUAUUAUAAGUUAUGACAACAAUGCUUGAUCAAAAAUAUGUUGAAGAUUCCUCUUCCCUUCUGUGUUCGCUAUUCCAAAAUGAAAAAAAACCAAUAUAAAUAAAUAAUUUCUAUCAAUGCUAGUAGUAUUCUUCUUCUUAGUCGUCAUCAUCUUCAUCUCCAACAAUAAAAGAAUGAUCAAAAAUCCCGAAGCAGCUUCUUCACUUGCUCCAAUGUAACGAAGAGCACAACAGUGAAAGGCCCUUGCCUACAAACUGUAGGAACAAAGCCUUUAUAAAGAGCCAUGGGUCCUUCUGCUCUAACCGUCUUCACCGCACAAUCCCAAGCGCCUUUGUACGGAGCCUCCGCACCAGGCGCCUCCACCUUCAUAUUCAUCACCCUCGUCUUUAUCACGUCCACCGGAUUCGACGCAACAGCCGCCACGAGCCCCGCCGCGAAACUCGCCACCACGUGAGUCCCGAGCCCAUCCUUCAUCACACCUCUCUCCACUAUCCCUUCCUUGAACUGAUCGUACGACGCCAGCUGAGCCGCCGACACUAUCAUCGCUCGGUUAAUCGUAAGUGCCGAGCCACGCCACAAGCUCACUACGCCUUCUUGCUUCGCCAUCCUCCUGAUUGCGUCUCCUACCCCCGCGUAAUUACGGCGCUGCGCUAAAGGAAGCCUCCCGUCCGCUUGCAUCCGUACCAUCGCCACGUCGGCUGGGUUCCCGACGGCGGCUCCGAUCCCGCCGGCCACUAGCCCCGCGCCGAUUUUCCGAGUCAGGCUCAGCUUCCCCGACUCGGGAUCAGUCCACUUGUUCUUCAGCACCUCGUAAAGACCCAUCCUGGUGGUGGAAUAGAGCGACUGCCGGAGAAGUGUGGCGGAGACGCCGGAGAAUAGCCCAGCGGCGCCUUCCGCCUUGACGAUGUUGAUUCCGAGGGAGAUUGGCCCUAUUUUGGGAACCGAAGAGGUCGUCUCCAGGAAAGCUGCAGGAGAAUUGUGGAAAGCGAGAGCAGGACGGAGGAGAGUGACGGUGGCGGGAACGGCGGAAGCUUCCCCGUGGAGCUGAAGACGAACCUUGAUGAGAUCGAGAGGGUGAGUUGAGCAACCGGCGACUACAGAGGCAAUCCCACCUUCCACGAAACUUUUGACGCCCAUUGUUGUACAAAUUGGAUUGAACUAAGAGGAAGAGGGAGAAAACGAGAGAUGAGAGAGUGAAGAAGAAGAAGAGAGGGAAAGAAAGGUAUUUGUAGUGAGUUUUGUGACGCGUUUUUGUGUUGUGGCGAAAGCUGUUAAAUGUUGACGAACGCUCUUUCAACUUCUUCGUAGUCAGAAGUGAGAGUGGGUAUGCUCAUUAAAGUAAACCCUAAUUGCGUAGUCAGCCUCGCCGGUUAUAUAUAAAACUAGUCAAAGUUAAAUAAAAGAAACACGUGUGUGUGAGUGAUUCAGUCAGAGACGGCCCAUUGUUUCCUUUAUGGGCUUACGAGCAAGAUUAAUUGGGCUACUUAUCAGUUUGACGGAAAAAAAAUUACCGUCGCCUGAGAGAUUCGAACUCUCGCGGGCUGAGCCCAAGGGCUUAGCAGGCACCCCUUAAC
Messenger RNA from Thlaspi arvense, 4570 nucleotides. Lineage: Eukaryota; Viridiplantae; Streptophyta; Magnoliopsida; Brassicales; Brassicaceae. The record is from the annotation of a GenBank genome assembly.